Drosophila grimshawi is the source of this 2212-nucleotide messenger RNA. It is a transcript of the gene Rlip, whose product is annotated as ralA-binding protein 1. NCBI's taxonomy places the organism in Eukaryota, Metazoa, Arthropoda, Insecta, Diptera, Drosophilidae. The coding region runs from base 128 to 2077 and encodes 649 amino acids. Gene Ontology annotation, biological process: small GTPase-mediated signal transduction. The record is from RefSeq and is a predicted model, not a curated record. Gene Ontology annotation, molecular function: GTPase activator activity; small GTPase binding. The transcript is spliced from 4 exons.
AAGUUGUCAGCUCCAUUCAAAAGAAUCGAUUCGAUUCAAGAAUCGGCUGCUUUGUUUAUUGAUUGCGGGGGCGUAAACACACUUGAUUAAUAUUAAUUAUUUAUUUGUGGGAAGUCGCCACAACAGUAUGGAAUUCGACAGUCCGGAGGAGAAGGAGUUUCCCGGCCUAUACGCAUCCGAAGCAGCCGAUACCAAGUCCAAGAAGAGCAAAGAGGAAAGUGAUUUUAGCGAAGGGGAUUAUGACAAGCACAGCAAAAAGGAUCUGCUCCUUGGGCGACGAAAGGAUAAGAAGGACAAGGGCAAAGAUCGCGGAUAUGCAGCCCUAGAUGGCGAAAGUUCGCCCGAAGAGGAACUUGACACAAAAAGCCCCUCAAAGUCGAAGAAGUCGAAAACUUUCAAGUUCGUCAGCUCUAAAAGUAAGGAGAAGCGUGAAAAAUCGCGCGACAAAGAAAAGGAAACGAAAGGAGUAGAAGAGGAGCAGGCACUCAAGACAAAAGAGAAGGAGAAGGACAAAGAAAAGGAGCGCCAGCACGAUGAAAAGGAGCAGAAGAAGAAGGAAAAGGAGCGCAAAGAGAAGGACAAAAAGGACAAAACAGACAAGAAGGACAAAAAGGAUAAGAAGAGCAAGCAAACCCAACAAGAAGACACCAGUGAACACGACGAAGCCGUCGCCCUUGGCUGCCCGAUCUUUGGUGUUCCCCUCAGUCUGGCCACGGAGCGCUCGCGUUGCCACGACGGCGUCGAUCUGCCGUUGGUCGUACGCGAUUGCAUUGAUGUCCUCCAACAGGAGCAAUCGCUGCGCUGUCCAACGAUCUACGUGGUGGAGCCACACAACGUUUCGCACUUCAAGCGGCUGUACAACAAUCGCGAAUACGAUGCCGACAUGGACGAGAUGGACACACACACCGCCUGCACUUUGUUAAUAUUGUUUUUGCGUGAACUACCCGAGCCGAUACUGACCACAGAUCUGUUGACCAGCUUCGAGGAGGUGUCCAGAAAUCGCAGCGUCACCAAGCGAGAGACGGAGCUGCAGCAGUUGGUCGAACAGCUGCCGAAAUGCAAUCGAACGCUCCUUGGCUGGUUGAUGUUGCACUUCGAUUCAACUGUGCAGCAGUGUCGCUACAACAAAUUCAAUGCCCAAUCAUUGGCGCUGCUGCUCCGACAGCAUUUGCAGAUGUCACAACGUUUAAUGGUCGUGCUCAUGUACCAUGCCACGCAUCUGUUCCCGGAUAUCAAACUGAUAAAAUAUGUUCCGCCACUUACGUCUGCGAGUCCCGAGUUGCCGGAUAAACCGGAGGAGAUACAAAUGGAGCUGCGCAAACAGGAUAGUCUGCUGUCCCAAAUCCACAACGAGAUGAACGAGGGCUUCAUCAAUAAGAAGCGCGAGGAGCAGCUGUGGGAGGUCCAACGGAUUAUUACGCAGCUAAAACGCAAAUUGCGCAGCUGCGAAAAGAAGCAGGAGAAAUCCGUAGACGAAGUAGAGAGCAGCACAUCGGCACCACCACCACCACCCCAAUCAGUCCAGCCAGAAGCACAACCUCAGACAACAGUUCCAACAGUGGCCACAGUUCCAACAGUUCCCACAGCCAAUAUCAGCGAGGAUACAACCGAUUCCAAGCCUAAUCCCCCUCAAAUCGAGGCGACAGCUCAGCAGCUCGGUGAGGCUAUGCCUACGACAGAUUCCUCGCCAUCUCCACCCUCAGUCAUAGACAAGGAGACGGGCUAUUUGCUGUUGCCCAAAACAAAUCCGCAACGUGACGAGUUGUUGCGACUGCAAAUUGAAUUCGAUGAACUAAUGAGCUGGCAAAACGAGCUCAAGACGCGCAUCAUCACCGAGCGCAAUGAGAUCUUCCGCUUGAAGCAAGUCUACGAACAGGAAGCACUGAAACCGCAAGCAACAGCAAUCGCCAGUCAAGAGCAACUGCCCGAAGAAGGCGACUACGAACGGAUCAUUGAGCAUUAUACGCGGGAGAAUGCGCUGCUGGAGCACAAAAAGCAAAUGCUCGGCAUGGAGCUGAAGGAAGAGCGGCGGGCAUGCAUUGCGCUGCAGGUUGAGCUGCGUUUGCAGCAAUUUUAAUUAAUGCAUAUGUUACGAACAAUUUAUGUGUCUAAUCGAACAAAACAAAACAAAUCAAAUAUAAGCAUUACCUUAAAUGUAAACAAAAGCUUUCGCGCGCGCUUCGUUGUCAAAAAAGUUGGCAGCACCACACUU